Ictalurus furcatus (blue catfish) is the source of this 4019-nucleotide messenger RNA. RefSeq names its product complement factor H. The transcript has 19 exons. Bases 39 to 3065 code for a protein of 1008 amino acids. The record is from RefSeq and is a predicted model, not a curated record. Lineage: Eukaryota; Metazoa; Chordata; Actinopteri; Siluriformes; Ictaluridae.
GAGAACAUAGUAAUCCCUAUUCUGCAAAUGUGUUAGGGAUGGGGUCUAAUAUGCAAGUGGCUGUCAAAAUCUUCUUUUUUGCUUUUGGGAUAUCUUCCUUUAUGCUCGCUGAAAAUCAAGCAACAGUAAUUACUUGUCUACUUGGAUCACCCACAACUGGUGUUGUCAGCACAAAGCCAAUAGGGAAAAAUAUAUUUCUGGCUGGAGAAUAUGUGGAGAUUAUAUGCUCAAAAAAAUACUGGAUUUUUGGAACAAAGCAAGUGUCACGAAAUAUUAAAUGCCAAGAGGAUGGGAAAUGGGAAUUCAGGCCAGUGUGUGAGGAAAUCACCUGUGAAUAUCCCAGAGGUGAACAUCUGUUAAAUAAUCCGUCCUACUACAAGCACAUUUAUAAAUUAGGGGAGAACACAUGGUACAGAUGUGAAUAUGGUUAUCAACGUACAGCUGCAAGUAUUACAUGUACAGAGAACGGCUGGGAGCCAGAACCACGAUGUAUUGAAAUUACUUGUCAAAAACCAGAGAUUGCACAUGGAGAAGUGAUGGGGAUACAAAAGAAUACUUAUAAUAGAAAUGUAAAAAUAGAGCUCAAGUGUAAUCAAGGAUAUGAACCUAAAAGAUUUCUCGUCACCUGUAACCAAAAUGGGGAAUGGGACAACAUGCAGCAAUGCACAUUGGUGAAAUGCCCUAUUAUUAGCAAUUUAGGCGAUGUGAUUGCAAAAGGCAACACUGAAGAAGCAAGCUAUGGUGAUGUUAUCCACUUUGAGUGUGCAUCUCAUGACAAGAUGUUAGAGGGAGCAGAAGAAAUACACUGCAAAGAUGAUGGACAAUGGAGUGACAAAAAACCGAAGUGUAUAGAAAAAACAACUUGUGCAGGAGCCUCUGUGGAAAAUGUGUUCACACAUAAAUUGCCUGGAGGAUUUUCUUACUCAUGUCACGCAAACUAUAAAGCAUUUGAUGAGAAAUGGUGGGGAGUGGUAAUCUGCACUGAAGGCCCACAGAGUUAUGCACCACUGUGUAUACCUAAUGAUCAGUGUGGACAAAUACCCAAUGUUCAUGCAAAGAAAAUUCAAGUAAAGAAAGGCUAUAAGAAUGAGGAAACAGUAGAGUUUGAAUGUGAAUCAAAACCAUGUUGUUUUAAAUGUAUCAGUGGAACGUGGCAAGACUGUCAAUGUAUUCCUCCCAGUGUUGAAAAUGCAGUUAUUACUUCACACAGUCAGCAUCAAGUGGAAUACACAUGUCGAAAUAAUUACACAAUAACUGGGAAACGGUUAAUAUCCUGCAACAGCUCACAGUGGAAAGAACUACCAACAUGCAAAUCAACAGUAAUUACUUGUCCACUUGGAUCACCCACAACUGGUGUUGUCAGCACAAAACCAAUAGGGAAAAAUAUAUUUCUGGCUGGAGAAUAUGUGGAGAUUAUAUGCUCAAAAAAAUACUGGAUUUUUGGAACAAAGCAAGUGUCACGAAAUAUUAAAUGCCAAGAGGAUGGGAAAUGGGAAUUCAGGCCAGUGUGUGAGGAAAUCACCUGUGAAUAUCCCAGACGUGAACAUCUGUUAAAUAAUCCGUCCUACUACAAGCACAUUUAUAAAUUAGGGGAGAACACAUGGUACAGAUGUGAAUAUGGUUAUCAACGUACAGCUGCAAGUAUUACAUGUACAGAGAACGGCUGGGAGCCAGAACCACGAUGUAUUGAAAUUACUUGUCAAAAACCAGAGAUUGCACAUGGAGAAGUGAUGGGGAUACAAAAGAAUACUUAUAAUAGAAAUGUAAAAAUAGAGCUCAAGUGUAAUCAAGGAUAUGAACCUAAAAGAUUUCUCGUCACCUGUAACCAAAAUGGGGAAUGGGACAACAUGCAGCAAUGCACAUCAACAGUAAUUACUUGUCCACUUGGAUCACCCACAACUGGUGUUGUCAGCACAAAACCAAUAGGGAAAAAUAUAUUUCUGGCUGGAGAAUAUGUGGAGAUUAUAUGCUCAAAAAAAUACUGGAUUUUUGGAACAAAGCAAGUGUCACGAAAUAUUAAAUGCCAAGAGGAUGGGAAAUGGGAAUUCAGGCCAGUGUGUGAGGAAAUCACCUGUGAAUAUCCCAGAGGUGAACAUCUGUUAAAUAAUCCGUCCUACUACAAGCACAUUUAUAAAUUAGGGGAGAACACAUGGUACAGAUGUGAAUAUGGUUAUCAACGUACAGCUGCAAGUAUUACAUGUACAGAGAACGGCUGGGAGCCAGAACCACGAUGUAUUGAAAUUACUUGUCAAAAACCAGAGAUUGCACAUGGAGAAGUGAUGGGGAUACAAAAGAAUACUUAUAAUAGAAAUGUAAAAAUAGAGCUCAAGUGUAAUCAAGGAUAUGAACCUAAAAGAUUUCUCGUCACCUGUAACCAAAAUGGGGAAUGGGACAACAUGCAGCAAUGCACAUUGGUGAAAUGCCCUAUUAUUAGCAAUUUAGGCGAUGUGAUUACGACAGGCAACACUGAAGAAGCAAGAUAUGGUGAUUUUAUCCGCUUUAAGUGUGCAUCUCCUAACAAGAUGUUAGAGGGACCAGAAGAAAUACACUGCAAAGAUGAUGGACAAUGGAGUGACAAAAUACCGAAGUGUAAAGAAAAAACAACUUGUGCAGGAGCCUCUGUGCAAAAUGGGUUCACAAAUAAAUUGCCUGGAGGAUUUUCUUACUCAUGUCACGCAAACUAUAAAGCAUUUGAUGAGAAAUGGUGGGGAGUGGUAAUCUGCACUGAAGGCCCACAGAGUUAUGCACCACUGUGUAUACCUAAUGAUCAGUGUGGACAAAUACCCAAUGUUCAUGCAAAGAAAAUUCAAGUAAAGAAAGGCUAUAAGAAUGAGGAAACAGUAGAGUUUGAAUGUGAAUCAAAACCAUGUUGUUUUAAAUGUAUCAGUGGAACGUGGCAAGACUGUCAAUGUAUUCCUCCCAGUGUUGAAAAUGCAGUUAUUACUUCACACAGUCAGCAUCAAGUGGAAUACACAUGUCGAAAUAAUUACACAAUAACUGGGAAACGGUUAAUAUCCUGCAACAGCUCACAGUGGAAAGAACUACCAACAUGCAAAUGUAAGUAGAUAUGGAUCUGAAAAGUGAAACCAUUGGAGGACGAAAUAGCCAUCAACAACCGUUGCCUGGAGACGAAGAAAUGUACAUAAAUCAUGGUGAAUCUAUAAUAUCCAGGUGUCAAUCAGGAACAUAUCAAAAACAGAUAUAGCAGAAGUGUCUUGAUGGAAUAUUACACCUGCUUUCAUUAAUUAAAAUUCUAACAGAUUUUCCUGUAACUGCUAAAAUAAUAAUGGACCCAUACAGCCAUAAAUUAAAUAUGCUUUAAUAUAUUUGUAUGAAAUAUAGUAUGGUUAAAUCUUUAAAAUACCUGUGUAUUUCAGUUUUAAAAAAAAAUUUAAAAAAACACUGCAAUAAAGUGAUGUUUUAAUUUUAACUAAAAGGAAUUUAGAUUCUGUGCUCACAAUUUAGAGUUAUUAUUUAUGUUUUUAUGGGAUAGCCACACUGUGUGUAAUAAAUUGAAUUUAGGAAAUAAAAAAUAGGGUCGUCAGUGGUUUCACAAUUUGUUGUGGGGUGUGUAUGGGGUGGCAUGGAUGACUUCCAGCAUUAAAUUAUGUCCCAGUCCGGCCCUGCUGACUUCCUUGAUGUGUUGAGUGACAUGGAUGAUGCUAACAGGGCAGCGUGCAGCGUGGAGAAGAGCAGCAUGACCAGUUCAUGCAGCUGCUACUCGAGAAGUGCCUUGAUGGAAUAUUACACUUGUUUUCAUAUCUUAAACUUCCAAAAGAUUUUCAUGUAAUAAUUAUUCACAAAAUAAUGUUUUGAAUUUUAUUCUUGAAAAAUAAUCAUGGACCCAUAUACCCAGAGUGACAAUUAUAAGUGACUAAAGAAGAAUUUAUAUUUUUCAAAGGAUAUCCUAAUUCUAUGCCAAGUACUAUAAUGUUCUAUUUUAAUUACGAUUUUUACAUGAAUGAGGAUUGUGUCUUUUCAUAGAUAAUUCAGCAAGUCAAUAAAAAUAUUUCAAACUA